CUCCCUCUCUCGAUCCCAUUCCAUUUCCAUUAUUCCUCCCUUCUCUUAUCUCUUCCUCUCUCUCUCUCUCUAAACUCCACACGCGCCAAUGGCGAACCCGAGGCUGCUCCCUCUCCUCCUCCUCGCCGCCCUCCUCGCCCUCUCCUUCUCUCAAGGGGCGGUGGUGGUGGAAGGGAGGAACGUGCAGCUGCUGAAGCCCGUGCGCCGCUACGGGCGGUGGCGCACGCCCCUCGCCGGCGCCGGCGCCGGCUCCGGGAUGGUGUCGACGGUGGCGGACUACUCGGACCCCAAGCCCAACACCAACCCCCGCGGCGGCGUGCUCCCGCCGACGGACCCUAACUCGCCGCCGGCCCACUGACCGCCGACCACCGCACCCGUCGUCCGUCCAUCUACCCCACCCCGGUCAGCCGGCGACGUCUCCUCCGCGUACACAUACACUAUAUAUACUAAUAUAUAUAUAUAUAUAUAUAUAUAUAUAUAUAUAUAUAUAUAUAUAUAUACAUAUAAUAUACCUGGUAAAUACGGCGUAUAAAUACGGAAAUACAUGCGCGCACGUCCGUAGUAGUAGAGGAAGAGGAAAUGAUCGAAAAAAAAAGUUAAAAGGGCGUUCUCCUCCUUGGGCCAUGCUGUAUGCAGCGACCGUACUGUACGCGUAUAUACGUACAUGUACGGUAUGCAUUGCGUGUACUCCAGCCGAAUAUUGAAUUAGAUCUAGCUAGACCUGUGUGCUUGACUGUCAUGUGUGUGGUUCUUGUGUGACGUUGAUUAAUUUGAUUCUGAACAAGUUUUGUUUAAUUUGGAAAAAUCAAAUGUAUACUUAUCUAGAA
This is a messenger RNA of Oryza brachyantha (malo sina), 827 nucleotides long. RefSeq lists its product as uncharacterized. Bases 89 to 358 code for a protein of 89 amino acids. The record is from RefSeq and is a predicted model, not a curated record. Lineage: Eukaryota; Viridiplantae; Streptophyta; Magnoliopsida; Poales; Poaceae. The transcript is spliced from 2 exons.